This is a messenger RNA of Gossypium raimondii (Peruvian cotton), 2435 nucleotides long. RefSeq names its product NADPH-dependent diflavin oxidoreductase 1. The record is from RefSeq and is a predicted model, not a curated record. Gene Ontology annotation, molecular function: flavin adenine dinucleotide binding; NADPH-hemoprotein reductase activity; FMN binding. The transcript is spliced from 12 exons. Lineage: Eukaryota; Viridiplantae; Streptophyta; Magnoliopsida; Malvales; Malvaceae. Gene Ontology annotation, cellular component: cytosol. The coding region runs from base 172 to 2058 and encodes 628 amino acids.
GCCAAAAGAGUUUAUGCAGAGAACUAAGGGUUCUGAAGGCAUCUGGACGUAACCUCUAACUUAACCCGACCCGCGAUCACUUUUUCCGCGAACCUUAUUUCUACAGAUUCUUGAAUCUUCCGUCGAUUCCGAUUAACCCUAGAAGGAGCACUUUAUUCUCCAAGUUUAGCAAUGGAGAUGAAGUCGAUGACACUACUCAUACUAUACGCAACUCAGACGGGAAACGCAUUAGAUGUAGCCGAGCGUAUUGCACGAGAAGCUGAGCGAAGAGCCUGCACCGUCGUUAUUAGUUCAACCGACGAUUAUGAUGCUAAUUCGUUGCCUGCUGAAGACACUGUCAUUUUUGUUGUUUCUACCACAGGCCAAGGGGAUACUCCAGAUUCUAUGAAGGUAUUUUGGAGGUUUCUUCUGCAAAGAAAUCUUGGCAGCCAUUGGUUGGAAGGAAUUCACUAUGCAGUGUUUGGAUUAGGAGAUUCAGGGUACCAAAAAUAUAAUUUUGUUGCAAAGAAGCUUGAUAAAAGACUUUCAGACCUUGGGGCUACAGCUGUUGUUGAGAGAGGUUUGGGAGAUGAUCAGCAUCCUUCAGGGUAUGAAGCUGCUUUGGAUCCUUGGUUAUCAUCAUUGUGGAGUAGGUUAAAUGAGAUCAAGCCCCAUUUCUUUCCAAAAGGUCCAGAUUUUUUGGUUUCAAAUGAGGAAUUAAUUGGCCUACCGAAAGUUCAAGUCACUUAUCAUAAUGUCAAUGACAUGGAUUCCCGAUUAUCAACUGCAACAGAUUUUAAAUACCUUCAGAUGCAAAUUGGGAGGGCUCGUUCAAUGUCUUCCGGAAAAGUUCCUCAUGAGAAGAGCAAGCCUGAUGCCUUUCUCAAAAUGGUGAAAAAUUUCCCAUUGACCAGAGCAAGCCACGAAAAAGAUGUGCGUCACUUUGAAUUUGAAUUUGUUUCUCAGGUGAUUAAGUAUGAAAUUGGUGAUGUUCUAGAGGUUCUCCCUUCACAGAGUCCUGCAGCAGUUGAUUCUUUCAUACAGCGCUGUAAUUUGGAUCCUGAAUCAUUAAUAACAGUCCAUCCUAGAGAAAUGGAAAACCGCCAUAUUGAUAACAAUGUAAAUACUUUGGAUGUACCCAUUAAAUUAAGAACUUUUGUGGAACUGACAAUGGAUGUCACAUCUGCUUCUCCCAGGCGCUAUUUCUUCGAGGUGAUGAGCUUCUUUGCCACUGCUGAACAUGAGAAAGAAAGACUUCAGUAUUUUGCUUCACCUGAAGGAAGAGAUGAUCUUUAUCAGUACAACCAGAAGGAAAGAAGAACUGUUGUGGAGGUAUUGGAGGAUUUCCCUUCUGUGCAAAUGCCAUUUGAGUGGUUUGUGCAAUUGGUUCCACCACUGAAAAACAGAGCUUUCUCCAUUUCUUCUUCCCCUUUGGCUCACCCAACUCAAGUGCAUUUGACUGUGGAUGUCGUGUCAUGGACAACACCUUUCAAGCGGAAAAGACAAGGCCUCUGCUCAACAUGGCUGGCCAGUCUCGAUCCUGAACAAAGUAUAUACAUCCCAGUAUGGUUUCAUAAGGGUUUGCUGCCUCCCCCACCACCUUCGCUUCCCCUCAUUGUCAUUGGUCCUGGAACUGGUUGUGCACCUUUUCGUGGAUUUGUGGAGGAAAGAGCUGUACAGAGUCAAUGUAGUACGAUUGCUCCAACUCUUCUCUUCUUUGGUUGCCGUAAUGAGAAUAAUGACUUUCUGUAUAGAGAUUUUUGGUUGUCCCAUUCAGAAAAUGACGGAGUGCUUUCAGAAGCCAAGGGUGGUGGGUUUUAUGCUGCCUUCUCGAGAGACCAACCCCAGAAGGUUUAUGUCCAACAUAAAAUGCAGGAACAAAGUGAAAGGAUUUGGAAUUUGCUGUGUGAGGGAGCGGCCAUCUAUGUUGCAGGGUCUUCAACAAAAAUGCCAUCAGAUGUGAUGGUAGCCUUUGAGGAGAUUAUAUCUAAGGAAAGUGGGGCUCCGAGGGAAUCUGCGGUGAGAUGGCUGAGGUCCUUAGAAAAAGCUGGUAAAUAUCAUGUUGAAGCUUGGUCAUGAGACUGGGCGUUGUGAGUAAAGGGAUCAAAAUUGAAGGUAAUUGAAGGUACUGAGGCAAUUUAUGGAACCAUAUAAAAAGCAAAGAUUUGAUUUGUCUUACUGUGACUGUUCUGUAUUGUGGUAUGUUUAGGUGUGCAAAAUUUGUUGGUCGAGAACAGAAAAUCUCAAGAAUAGUACCAUUAUUGAGGUUUCCAGUUUGGAAUUCUUAGCUGUUGCCAUUUAAAUCUCUGGUUUUUAAGUAGACUUGAAUCCAACAUAGUUGGUUUUGUAUCGGUUUUGGCGGUAUUGGUUGGUGCAAACUGUUCCAAUGCUAAUUCAUUGUUUCACAUAGGUGAAAAUUUCAGUCUAUAUUGAACGUAUUGUCUUGUUGAACGUCA